UGCUAUGGCCAGUUAGAUAAGGCAUAAACUGGAUGUUACCAUUUGGAAAAAUCUUUUAAAAGUGCUAAUACUAGCGUUUUAUAAAAGUUCGAUACUACUAUAUGAAAUUCUCAUGCUUAGCCUUCUUCACCACCCGAAUCUUAUGAGCUUAAAAGGUUACUGCACUGAUGGUGAUGAAAAACUCUUAGCUUAUGAGUAUAUGCCUAAGGGUAGCUUGGAAGAUCAUCUAUUCGACUUGGGCCCAGGGAAGGUUCUGUUGGACUGGAACACACGCAUGAGAAUUGCCAUUGAUACUGCCAGGGGUAUGGAGUAUCUCCAUGUCAAAGCCAACCCGCCUGUUAUCUUUCGUGACUUGAAACCCGCGAAUAUAUUACUGGACAAUGAAUUCCAUGCCAUCCUCUCAGACUUUGGGCUCGCUAAGUUGGGACCUGUUGGUGACAGGACCCAUGUUUCUAGCCGUGUGAUGGGAAUUUACGGCUAUUGUGCACCCGAAUAUGCCAUGAGUGGUAAACUCACCCUGAAAUCCGACAUAUUUAGCUUGGGUGUUGUUUUAUUGGAAAUUAUCAGUGGACGCAAGUCUAUUGAUCCAAAUAGGAGUCGCGCAGAGCAGAAUCUAAUCAAUUGGGCACGUCCUUGCUUCAAGGAUAAAAAGCGAUAUAUUCAGCUGGUUGAUCCAGCAUUGCAGCGCCGUUAUCCAUGGUGCUGUUUCCAACAUUUUGUCGCAAUUGUAGCCAUAUGUCUUCAGGAAGUACCUGCUCACCGACCCCUCAUUAGCGAUGUCGCUGUGGCCUUAGAAUACUUGGCUUCACACCAAGAUUAUAGUAAAUAGUAGAACCAAAAGUCAUACUAAUAAAUUUAACGAAAAGUCAAAUUUACCAUCUCAAUUUUAGUAGACAAGUCAUCAGAAUCAUGGAUUGACCUAAGGGCUGAUGUCUAGAACCUUAAUCCCAAAAGAUUGAGGCCGACUAACAUGUAAUAAUAUACCAAUUCCAAUGGUAUUUCAUAUUGAUUCUUAUUCUCCAUUCAUUUUAAUUUUUUACCACUUUUUAAAAAGGUUUUGUAUUUGAUUCUCACCUAUUCCAUUCUUUAAGCUUAUUUGUAAUAAAAAUUAAUGUUAAUAUUGCAGUAAUUAGUAAAAUUCUUAGAAGAGGGCCUUAGGUGGGAAAAUAACAAUGCCCAACAAGUAGACACAUGGUAUAAUGGUUGCUUCUUUAGAUAAUGAUAAUUGAUGGCAUAUAAUUCUCCGUUAUUUCUAAAUGAUGAUGACGAUGCAAUAUUCAUUAAUAAUGAUUGCAAAGGGAUAAGUAAAGAAAGUAAUAUUAACAUUGAAAUAGUUAAAAGGAAUACGGAAGGACAAUAAUGUUGAUACUAAAUUCUUACAAAAAGAUUUUAUCCGAAAAAACAAUG
This is a messenger RNA of Amaranthus tricolor (Joseph's coat), 1407 nucleotides long. Its product is annotated as probable serine/threonine-protein kinase PBL21. Lineage: Eukaryota; Viridiplantae; Streptophyta; Magnoliopsida; Caryophyllales; Amaranthaceae. Gene Ontology annotation, biological process: protein phosphorylation. The record is from RefSeq and is a predicted model, not a curated record. Gene Ontology annotation, molecular function: protein kinase activity; ATP binding.